Cantharellus anzutake is the source of this 795-nucleotide messenger RNA. RefSeq lists its product as uncharacterized. The coding region runs from base 126 to 686 and encodes 186 amino acids. The transcript is spliced from 6 exons. The record is from RefSeq and is a predicted model, not a curated record. Lineage: Eukaryota; Fungi; Basidiomycota; Agaricomycetes; Cantharellales; Hydnaceae.
UGCUCAAGUGCUGAGUGCUGUCGACUAACAACACAACAGUUAAUCCCUGCAAGCGAAGGGCUUGAUGUAAAGUUACUGAUUGGUGCAUUUCCAACGCCGCCAUCUAGUACAGCCUAAGACGUCAUAUGGAAGCCGUCUCGCAGAUGGGAUCUAGCAAGUUUGAUCAAUGUCCGGAGCUAGCUCGCAUGACCGGGAAAACUCUAAAACACAACAAUACUGACGACGAGCCGGUCCAUGCAAUCCCGCAAGUAUGGAGACAGUAUCUAGUACUGUAUAAUACCGGGUCCCGCAUUGUGUGCUGCUUCACGAGGUCGCGGUCCACUAAAAAAGUGGCAACUUAUGUGGAUGCACGCAGGGGAAUACGUUUACGAGCUCGCUGUGCAUGUGGAACGAGUGCGAUUCAGGCGGAUGUUACAUUUUCAGGCCAAAGGCGGCACCCAAGGCGUGCAGAACCAACUGGCUCGGGUUUGGGCAGUGACAUCGGAAGCGCCAAGCUUCAGCGAAAACCGAGGCAAAACGUUGGGACCCAUUGUAUAUUCGGGGAUCAGUCGGAAUCGUUUUUCGAACGCCAAAGGAUCCAAGCAAUGAUAAUCCGCAAAACACUCCAUUCAACUGCAACGAACUCAUUCAUGCACGAUACGAUCUGGUCACCAGUGUUUCUCCGUUUUAAUUUUGACAAACAAUAGAGUCAGAAGAUCUCAAUGACAUCCUAAUGGCACUAUCAUCCCGUAGCCAAACAGAGCUGGUAGUGUGAGGCCGAAUUCUGAACGUGGUGGCAGCAAGGAAAGAGCUAAU